AUGAUUCUGUUUUCUUUCAGACGAUCCAGUUACAUUGUUUCCUGCAGACUGUCGAAAAGUGGAGAUGCUCAAACAGAACAAGGACUGUCGAGAAAGCAUCUUUUCGAAGGUCUUCGUUCUUCAUUAGAAAGACUUCAACUUGAAUAUGUAGAUAUUGUAAUUGUAACACGUCAAAAAGACUCAUUGAUUCCAGUUGAAGAAGUUGUCAGAACUUGUACACAUCUUAUACACCUGGGAUGGACAUUCUACUGGGGGACAUCUGAAUGGUUACCGUCUGAAAUUAUGCAAGCUCAAACUAUUGCUAGACAAUUCAAUCUAAUCCCUCCAUCCGUCGAUCAAAAUGAACUGAAUCUGUUGAACAGAGGUCAAUUACAAAAUAUGCGAGAAGUUUGUGUCAAAUUAAAUAUUGGUGUCAUGACUGGAUCUCCACUUGCCGGUGGAAUUCUGACUGGAAAAUACCUCGACAUUAUUCCGAAUUUCUCAAGAGCUACAUUGAAGGGUCAACAGCAGAUGCGAGAUAAACUUCUCAGUACAGAGGGUUUAACACAAAGGGAACAAGUUAAGCAACUGUGUAAAAUAGCCAGUCGAAUUGAAUGUACGUGUGCACAACUGGCUAUUGCUUGGUGUCUUCGGUGUCCACAUGUUAGCAGUGUUGUUAUUGGAGCGGCAACAGUUGAUCAGUUGCAAGAGAACAUAAUGUCGAUCAUGAUAUACCCAAACUUAACGCCCAGUAUACUUUCUGAAUUGAACUCUCUACUCACCAUAACAGAUUCCAGUGAUAAUUUUCUUUAA
Messenger RNA from Trichobilharzia szidati, 792 nucleotides. NCBI's taxonomy places the organism in Eukaryota, Metazoa, Platyhelminthes, Trematoda, Strigeidida, Schistosomatidae. The record is from the annotation of a GenBank genome assembly.